ACGAGUUUAACAACUUAACAAACCUACUGGACAAGGAAUGGGGCUUAAGCCUCUAGAAUUUGCCGACUGUUUGUUGGACAGCCCUUAUUUUCGAGAAAAUAUUCACGAACAUGAACGAGAAUUGGAGCAGACGAAUGAGGCGAUUAAGGGUUUGAUCAAGGAAUGCAAAGCUUUACUCAAGGCAACGGAAAACCUUUCAAAAGCACAACAGAGCUUUGCUCAAGUGUUAGAUAACUUUCGCUUUGAAUGCAUUGGUGAAGUAGAAACUGAUGAUGAGAUCCKCAUUGCUGAUGCACUCAAAGAAUUCGCCUCAGUGAUUAAAGUUGUAGAAGAAGAAAGGGCUAGAAUGAUCAACCAUACCAACUUUCAGCUUAUUCAGCCACUAGAGGUUUUUAGGAAAGAGCAGAUUGGAGGAGCCAAGGAAGAAAAAAAGAAGUUUGACAAGCAAACUGAGAAAUUUUGUUUAACUGUUCAAAAUUAUCUAAACAUGUCGUCAAAGAAAAAAGAAACACAGCUUAAAGAGGCAGACUCACAACUGGAAUAUGAGCGGGGUGUAUUCCACCAGACAGCUCUGGAUUAUGUCUUUAAACUACAAGAAGUUAAUGAAACAAAGAAGUUCCAGUUCGUUGAAACACUAUUAUCUUUUAUGUAUGUACAAAUGACUUUUUUUCACAGUGGCCAUGAAGCCUAUAAAGAUUAUAUGGAAUACAUGACAGAUUUGCAAUUAAGGCUUCAAAAUACUAGGGACAGAUUUAGUGCGACCAAGGAACAGGCUGAAACACUAAUGAACAAAGUACAGCAGAAAGCAAAGAGUGGGGAACUUCACCAUCAAGGAGCACACACACGACAAGGCUACCUUAAUGUACAGGAGAAAAGAAAAGGUGGCCUAGGAUACACAUGGACAAAGCACUACUGCUACUACACCAAAGAAAAUAAAAUAUUAACUAUGAUACCAUAUGUACAGACCCAGGGCAGAAUGGUAGUAAGAAUUAAUGUUUAUGGCCUUGUAAUUUAUUUUAUUUAUCUCUCUACUUGUUCCAGGAGGAUGACUGACUCAACAGAUAGAAGGUUCUGUUUUGAUAUUACAGCACWAGACAGGCCAGGAACUAUUACUUUACAGUGCCUAAAUGAAGAGGAUAGGAAGCUUUGGCUGGAGGCAAUGGAUGGAAAAGAACCGGAGUACAUGGACUCCAACCAACUGCCAAUCAUGGAUGAUGCUGAAAAAACUGAACUUGGACUGGAAUUUAUCAAAAAAGCGAUAGCUGCUAUAGAGAAGAGAGGCAUAACAGACCAGGGACUGUACAGGAUUGUUGGUGUAGGAUCAAAGGUCCAAAACGUGAUUUUUCAGUGCAUAGAGAAGAAAAAGAUUUAUGCUAUAGACUUGGAAAGUGAGGAUUGUGAAUUUGAGGUCAAAACGAUAACGAGUGCCCUGAAGCAACACCUCAGGAAUAUGUGCCCCCCUGUCUUUACAUUUGAUUAUCAUGAUGACUUUCUAAAUGCUGUCAAGCUAGAAACUUAUAAAAAAAGAAUAGAACAGCUAAAGAAAUUGAUACAAGCCCUUCCAGAACACAACAGAAAUCUGAUUUUCCGAAUUAUGACUCAUCUGAAAAGGGUUGCUGCUCAUUCAAACAAGAACCUAAUGGCAGCCAGUAAUCUUGGGGUUGUGUUUGGACCAACACUAAUGAAGUCUAAAGAGGAAACGAUGGCUGCUAUUAUGAAUUUGAAGUAUCAAAGUGUAGUGGUCGAGCUGUUAAUCAAGGAAUAUGAUUACCUAUUUGAUGUACCCAAGGAAGAAGAAAUAAAUAAUAUCCAGAACUCGCAGAAUUCAAACCAAAAUGCAGUUGAAARGCCAAUCUUACCGCCUAAGAAACCAAUGGGCAAAAGAAGUACAAAUGAUGACCCUGAUAGUAAUUGCAUUGAUGGGAAGCCACCUGCUUCUGCUAAAGCAUAUCCUGCACCACGACCACCAAAUAGGCCACCCUAUGUGCCAAGACGGAAACAAGUACCAUCUACAGAUUCAGAUGAAGAUGAUUCAAGCUCAAAAUCAGGAUCAUCAGGAAGUUUACAGACUGCUACAGGAGACAAAGGAAGAUCUUCACCAGUCAAUCAAAAGAAAGACAAAAUAGAAAAGCCAUCAAUUCCUCCAAAGAAAGAUGAUUUAGUUGCUGAGUACGAAAAUCCACAGAAUGAUGAGCCAAAGUCAAAACCUUCCCGACAUGUUUCUGUCAUGGUUCAAAUGUUUUCAGCAAAUGACAAUCCUGGAAAAAGAGACAGUAGAAACUUUGAUGGGAUAUUCAGGGACGCAAGACUGCCAAGGACUUCCCCACCGCCAUUGCCGCAGUCGCCACCACCAGCAGAACCACCAAACAUGGUCCCUCCCCGAACUCCAAGGAAAGCUCGAAGUCUGUACCCGUGUGUUGCUGAGAAUAGUUCUGAGCUGUCGUUUGAUGCAGGAGCAGUCAUAACCAAUGUUCGUGAAUCUAAAGAACCUGGUUGGUUAGAAGGGACAAUCAGUGGUAGAACGGGACUCAUUCCUGCAAAUUAUGUUGAAUAUAUUUCUUAGUCUCUUUUAGUAUCGAUAUUAAUAAUAUAUUAUAUACCAUUUAUAAUAAUAAUGAUAAUAUUAAUAUUUUGAUUUCCUUGAAAUGGAGUGUGUGAUAGUAUGUUGUGGUGUAAAAAAGCAACAAUCUGCAAGAUCAAAUUCAACGCCAAUAGAAUUUUAUCCCUAUUUGCUUGGAAUUAACAUAACUAAAAUUAAUGCAAGUGUCUUUUUCUAAACUGUGUCAAAAGACCUAUUUACAUUGGGUUUGAUGUUUUCUGAAAUGGGAAAACAUUACAACCAUGCUCAAAGGAUCAAAUGUAGAGCACGAGUCUGGUUGAACCAAAAAAAAAUUGAUGGGAGGGGAGGGUGGUAUAUUGCCAAAUCUUGCCUCUGGAAAUUCAAGAAUUAUACUGUUUAUGAUAAUAAUCGUGUUUUAAUUGAAAAUAGUUUUUAACAAUAGCUGUUUCAUUAAACCUGGACAUUAUUAUAUCUUCAGUAGGUUGCCUGGUUUUUUUUCUUUUUUCUUGAAUGACCAUGCCCUGACUUAGAUCAGCCUAUUGGCUGUUGCAUAGGCUCAAAGAAAAGGACUUUUUGUCUAGAUAUAUAACACAACAGCAUUCCUGAGGUUUAAUGAAACAGUUAUAGUCUAAAUAUUAAAACUGGAAAUGUAAUCAGAAAGCUAGCAUCUAAUAUUCAAACAAAGCAUGGGACAAGCAUCAAUUAUUGCCUUAUACCUCUUUCAUUAAUCAGUCAAUCAAUAGACCUCGUCGGCUAGGCGGGCGUAAUGUUUUUCCGUAAUGUUUUCAGACCACGUGUCAUUCCCUUGAGUAUCAUUUCUUUGUUUAACGGUUGCGCAUGAGAGGACAUGAAUAUGGAUACAACUCAAAGAAAGGAUUUUAUUCUUAAGGGAAUGACACGUGGUCUGAAACAGGAAAACAUUACGCCUGAGCCGAGAAGGUCUAUUAACUUUAUUCAUCCACAGUAAACGGCUCAGUAGUCUGAUUUUCAGACAUGCCGUGCUAGGUAAAGGAAUGAAUUAUUCUUCUCCAUGCUUCCUCUAAACAAAAAAGAAUAGCAAAUAUAAUAAAUAUUAUAAUAUUAACUUGACUACUUUGUACAUAAAAGUUAUUGAUUAAAUAAUGUGGCAAACAAGAGAAAGAAGGUUAGACCAGUAAA
Actinia tenebrosa (Australian red waratah sea anemone) is the source of this 3718-nucleotide messenger RNA. Its product is annotated as rho GTPase-activating protein 26. Gene Ontology annotation, biological process: signal transduction. Gene Ontology annotation, cellular component: cytoplasm. Gene Ontology annotation, molecular function: protein binding; GTPase activator activity. Lineage: Eukaryota; Metazoa; Cnidaria; Anthozoa; Actiniaria; Actiniidae. The record is from RefSeq and is a predicted model, not a curated record.